AUGGCGUACCUGGCGCGAUUAGCCGCCAUCUUGCUGUCGGUGACCUUCGUUAGUUUUGCCGCAGGAGCCAGCACAAAUGGAGACAAGGGCGCACAACAACGCAUCAUCGGUGGAGUACGCGCGUUUCCAGGCGAAUUUCCCUCCAUGGUGUCGAUCCAGCGUUUAGUGCUGUUCAGAGCCAGCCACGUGUGCGGAGGUACGGUGUUGAACCAAUUCCACGUGCUCACAGCAGCAGAGUGCUUCUUCACCAACCAGAACAGCCGCUAUCAGGUGCAAGCUGGCAAGGUGUUGUUGAACAGCUUCGAACCGACCGAGCAGACGAUCAACGUGCUGCGGUAUACGAUGCAUCCACAGUACGACGGAUCAGCUAGUCCUUUCGACAUUGCCACCGUUCGGUUGGCUUCUCCUUUCGGAUUCAACGAACACAUCCUUCCGAUCGCCCUUCCCACGAUCGACUCCAUCCCGGCGGGUAUCGUGAAAUUCGCCGGUUGGGGCGCAACUUCUACCGGUUUGCUCCCGAGCAUGCCGAAUGAACUGCGCAUGUUCAACGUAGCCAUCGUCGCCAACAACGAGUGCCAGAUCAUGAUGGGAGGCUCGAUCGGUAACGGUCCUGUAACGGAGCGUAACGUCUGUCUAGGACCUGCGACCGGUGGAAUUGGGGCGUGCGUUGGUGACGCUGGUGGAGCGGCCAUACAGCAAAUCAACGGUCUGGACACGAUCGUGGGCAUCAUCUCGUGGCAGGUGUCACCCUGUGGCCAACAGGGUGUUCCUACGAUCACGACACGCGUUUCGGCGUUUAUCGAGUGGAUCAACCUCAACUCGGUGUAG
Molecule: messenger RNA, 828 nt
Organism: Anopheles nili
Lineage: Eukaryota; Metazoa; Arthropoda; Insecta; Diptera; Culicidae
Product: trypsin-1-like
Exons: 2
Coding region: 1-828 (275 amino acids)
Biological process (GO): proteolysis
Molecular function (GO): serine-type endopeptidase activity
Source: RefSeq, a predicted model, not a curated record